UGGAAUGUACAAGGAAGUUGGGGAAAGGGAAUACGUAUUCUGCUCCACCGUGAAAAUCGUAUCACUGAUUCAGCGCCCCCUUUCGAGGUUCCAAAAACCAUCAAUCAACCCGGCAACGAAAAAAAAAAAAAAAAAAUCGCAUUCGCUCUUAUUACCUACAGUAAGACUGCGGAGUUAGGGUACAUGAAAUUACAUCACGAAGCACCUUAGUCUACUUGCUCUAUCAAGUGCCCUAGACACGUACUACUGUUCGCUAUUGGGUCUUUUCAAACCCACCACCACUUUCCGCUUUCUACAUACGACGUACGACACAAAUAUGAUCGCCUUACUUACUCAGUCAAGAGUCAGCAACCCCAGAGCUUAACUUACAGGGAAAACAAAGGGCCUGUCGUAAUAUACAGUUUUGAACUUCUGAUAAACAAAUACCUCAUCCGACAAAAAGCAGGGGUACCAGAAUCACCAAGUCCCUGACCUUCUGGGCAUGCAGUCCGAUCCACGCCCACUCACACACACACACACACAACACGCUGCGAUAAAAUACCCGCGUUCGCGUUAAUUGAUUUUUACCGUUUUAGAUGUUUCGCGUCACAGACCCCCCCUUGGCCCCCGUGGACUUGGUUCGAUGACCAAGCCCAUGCUAUUGGCGGCAGCCCUGCUCACCUAAUGUCGGUCUACAGUUCUGGAACCUAACGGCAGAGACAGACAGACACGCGAAUUGCGGAGACGUAUCAGCCUUGGUUUACUACUCCAUGGCACAAGUUACUCCGUAAGCUAAGGUUUUUUUUUUUUUUUUUAUUUCGCAGGUACUUUCCCUCCUCGUGGCCUCUAUUGGUAGCAUUCUGGAUUGAGCAAGAAUUCGCAUCCCUUCCAUCAACUUCCUGGUCACCCCUCAAUUAGCCUCGUAUGUGGCACUUUCCUCGUGCGGACAUGGGUGCCCAGCAACCGAGUAACCAGACAGAUCGACUCGAGAUGAAGAUGGGACAACAAUAGCGCUAUGGCUUUUCCCUCAAUCCCUGACCUGACCGCCGACCGACCUGUUAUCCGCCUUUUUUUUUCUUGGUACCACGAGAGCGGCUUGAGAUGCUACCCUCGCUGUCAAAUGGACCCAAGAGGUCAUAAAGACACCCAUCACUUUUUCUUACUAUCUUUUCUUUCUUUUUGCACUGUGUUGAAUGUUGCCCUGUUCGGCGGGCCGCUUAGACUCGUCCGGAUCCAGCUACAAACAAAAGGAUUUCUCAGCACGCUGGGCAAAGAUGGGAAGGGACCAAGGGUACCUACAUCGCGGCAGGAAAGAAGAAGAAAAAGGUAGGAAAAUUAAGACAAAGCAACCCCCCAUGGCAUUUACUCUCAAACGGCUGUCAAAUUUGAACCCAAGAUUUGCAUGCAAUUUACCCUUGCUCCACCUAGCAAGCGACCACUUUCACAAGUUGCAAAUGUUAACAGCUGCCGCUAUUAUCUCUCCUUCUGACUCUUGACUUUUUUCAUCUCUCGUUCCCUCCAUAAGCCUCCCUAAAAGGUAGGUUGCCGCGGAGGUCUUUUUACAGUGGCUCCAUCCAUGCCGCUCACUCACAUCCUUGAAAAAGGUUUACACCCCCGACGGGCGUUGCAUUCGAAAAAGCGAGUCCACUGAGGCCGAAGGUCGUCGUUGGCUCCGGACAAAAAAAAACCUGCCUUGUCAUUCAUCCAAAUCCGCCUCUGGUGUUGCAUGCCAUGAUAGACUCCUCUUUCUCAUCUAAAGUUCUUUUUUUCUCCCUCGCCCCCGCUCUGCCAGCUUGCAGUACCAAGGUAGAUGAUGAAAAAUGGCGUAUAUGGUGUGGCCUUUUGUCUCCGAGCGGGCGUUCCACCCGCCCUUGUUCCGGUCAGCGCAUGAGUGGCAAAGAUGGCUGAAUCUGCGGUUGUUCGGCUAGCAUUUAAUAUACAGUACAGUACAAAAUAUAAACGCCAAAGCCUUGCAAGAAUUUGUGCAUGGGCCCCAGACAGCCAGACAGUAAUUACUCUGUGGCACGGCGUACACCGCCCUGCGGUUUCCGAGCCUCUGCAUCAAAAAGGCAGCCGGACCUUGCACAAGGAGAGAUGUGAUAUGAUACGCAUGCAGGAGAAGAAAAGUCUCCUGGUGUUAGUCUCCUGGUGUUUUUGGUGUCCUGUGCAGCAGAUCACCAGGAGGUUGCCUGUCGCCCAAUGGACUGACCAGCGGUGAUCAGCAGAAAGAAAAAUGAAAUAAAAUAACAAUCAACUGGUCCUAUCCCACCACACCGCACAUCACACGAGCUUUUAUUUUGGGGCGGGGGGGGGGGCCUGCCCCCUAUACUCCGUACAGGAGGUUUCAAAUAACCUGACAGCCACACACAACUCACACACACCCCCAAGACCCCAUCGCGUCGUCCUGUCUUACCCAGGGCAACGCAGGCAAGGCAGGCUAGUCGCCACCACCUAGGUACCUAGGGAAGCUUUUUUGGGCCAGUAGGGAGCCGCUGUCCAGCCGCUCUUGUUUUCUGUUUCCCCAUCCUGCUGACACUAAAUGGAGGGAGGCCCUGCAAUGGAACACCAUCUCCUCCUACUCAACAAAGCCGUCCCAAGCACCCACCCGACGAUAGAGUCACUUUUUUUUCUCCUUCUAGUUUUUGUUGUUUGCGUGAGGCAGGCAAAAAAAAAAAAAAAAAAAA
Molecule: messenger RNA, 2663 nt
Organism: Pyricularia oryzae 70-15
Lineage: Eukaryota; Fungi; Ascomycota; Sordariomycetes; Magnaporthales; Pyriculariaceae
Exons: 3
Coding region: 1880-2197 (105 amino acids)
Source: RefSeq, a predicted model, not a curated record